AUACUGUUUUAGAUGAUACGAGUUGUUAAAAUAUAUUGGAAAUUCAUUCAUUAUUUUUCAAAGGUGCUAGAUGACGAGUUUUCUUUAUGGCGGCAAUGAACAUCAUAAAAGAAUUAAUGAUAAAUUUGUACAAACUUUAGUAACAUAAACAAAUUUUAAAUAAAACACUGUUGCACCAGAAAAAUACUACAUCCCGAAGUGAUAAAAGUUGACACAAGUCACUAACGAAAUUAAUUAACGCGCCGAACAAAGUUAAGAUCUGUAGAUAUUCAAUAUAAGGAUCGCAAAGUGGUCAGUGAAAACGUCAGAUUAGUAUGUAACAAUCAUUUUGUAUUUGUUGGUGCAUUGGUUGAAACAAGAUUAUUUAGGUGUUAUAAUUUGAGUAGAUUUAUGGAAAUGUCUCCGCCUAAAAGCUGUGCGGUUUGUGGCGAUAAGGCACUGGGUUAUAAUUUUAAUGCUGUUACAUGUGAGAGUUGCAAGGCUUUCUUCCGAAGAAAUGCCCUGGCAAAAAAGCAGUUUACCUGUCCUUUUAGUCAGAAUUGUGAGAUCACUGUGGUUACUCGAAGAUUUUGCCAAAGAUGCCGCCUUAAAAAAUGUUUGGACAUAGGCAUGAAAAGUGAAAAUAUUAUGUCCGAAGAAGAUAAACUCAUUAAGCGACGCAAAAUUGAAAAUAACCGUGCGAAACGUCGUCUAAACGACAAUAAGAAAGGUUCUGCAGCGGAAAGCGCCAUCUUCGACACGAUUUCACAUGAUUCCCAAAGUUCUUUUGAUAGUGGCAAAGAUACUGCUAAUAGUGGCUCAGCAACUACAAUGAAUCAUUCUUCACCGACGGGUUCUAAUGUACCGAUAAGAUCACCACCUCUAUUAGAGUCAGACAGUGAAGCUAAACCGGAACUAAUGACCAGUAAAGAAAUUGUCGAAUUUAUUGUUUGUGAUCCCGACCGUGCAUCUCAGGCUAUAAGCAAGUUAAUGCGUACAAAAGAUGAAGCGAUUGCUAUUGUAGAGAAGAUACUAACAUCCCAAAAAGAUGCUUUGCGCCUGGUAUCACAUCUGAUUGCAUUCCCAGGUGAUGCCUUGAAAAUAAUAAGUAAAAUAAUGAAUUCACCAUUUGAUGCGCUCACAGUAUUUACAAAAUUUAUGAGUUCGCCCACUGACGCCUUAGAAAUUAUAUCCAAAAUUGUUAGCUCUCCUCAAGAUGUUGUGCAAUUUAUACGUAAUCUAAUGGAAUGUCCGGAAGAUGCACUCGAUAUAAUGAAUAAAUUCAUGAACACACCGGCAGAAGCAUUGCGUAUAAUAAAUAAAAUUUUUAAUACGAUGAAUCCGCCAACACGCAGUGAUGAAUUACAUAAACUACUCUUGGAUGCCACUAAAGAAAAGGACACACCAUUUCUAACUGCGCAAGUAUCGCCAGUGUCAGAGGAAUCAGAAAAUAGAAAUUAUUUGUUACAGUCGAUGCUUGAUAAUAGUCCAGCUAUGCCACAAGAAAUUUCAAAUUGCUUAUCGCCUCAUGAUCAGCAUGUUAUGUCGGUUAAUUCAGAUGUAAUGGUAGAAUCGCCCAUAAAUAUACAGGGCAUGUCAAUAAGAACGGAUACGCCAGAUCACACAAUUCCAUCUAUACAAAGCCAAUCAUUGCAGUUGGAUUCCUCAACAAGUAUUCCUACAGUAGCAAAAUGCUUAGAAACCUCGCGAUCAUCCAUGCCUCUGCCUUCUAGAGAUUGUCAAAUUACCAACCACACAUUACAUUGCAGCACAUCCACAAGCGUACAUCACGACAUUGAACUGCCAAGUACAUCAGCCGGUCUCAUAAACCCCAGCUCGCCCACAGAUAUUACGUCUGAUACGACAGAUUUCACUAGUGAACAUUUUGAUAUAAAAUCAUUUAUACAAAGUUCAUUCCCUGACAAUGCAAGUGGCGGAGGAGACAGUUUAAACUCAUUGGAGUCCGUAUUAUCAGAGGUGAUAAGAAUCGAAUUUCAGGCAUUUAAUAAUUUACCACCAGAGCCGCGGGACAAACAAGAACAAUUGCAAUAUCAAGCAAAUAAUCUUGCAAUGCAGAAUUCCGAACACCAACAUGAUCAACAGCAUCAGCAAAGCGGUAUUAGCGUUUGUAAUACACAAGCAGCGCAACAACCUAUGUGCUUGCCACCCAAUGUGAGUAUGGGACGAGAUCUCAAUGAAGCAGAGCAAAUGAAAUUACGUGAAUUGAAAUUGGCAAGUGAAGCCCUGUAUUAUCCAAUGGACAAUGAUAUAUCUCAAUUAAUGAUGGGCGAUGAGAGAGUUAAGCCCGAAGAGGCGCAACAGGAUCCAAAACUUUUGCAUGUUAUCAAUUUAACAGCAGUUGCCAUAAAACGUUUAAUAAAAAUGGCUAAAAAGAUUGGUGUGUUCCGGGAUAUGUGCCAAGAAGAUCAGGUGGCUCUACUGAAAGGUGGUUGUACCGAAAUGAUGAUUAUGCGCUCAGUAUUGACAUAUGAUAAUAACCGUAAUACGUGGAAGUUACCUCACAUAUCUAAUAGUGCACAUAUACGGGCCGAGAUUCUCAAGGAAGCCAAGGGAAAUAUUUAUGAGGAAAUUUUAAAAUUUGUUGGAACAUUCGAUGAAAGGUGGCGUAUGGACGAAAAUAUCAUAUUGAUAAUGUGUGCAAUUGUUUUAUUUACGCCUACGCGUGCGCGCAUAAUACACUCAGAUGUAAUUCGUUUAGAACAGAACUCUUAUUACUAUCUUCUACGAAGGUAUCUGGAGAGCGUCUAUCCAGGCUGCGAAGCAAAAUCAGCUUUUAUUAAGUUAAUACAGAAAAUUUCGGACGUUGAACGGCUGAAUCAAUUUGUGAUUGGUGUUUAUUUAAAUGUGAAUCCCUCUCAGGUAGAACCGUUGUUGAGAGAAAUAUUUGAUUUAAAAAAUCAUUAGGUAAAUAAUAGGCAGACCAGCUAAGACGCCUAUUUACAAUAGGCAAUAAAUAUGUUUUUAGUUCCUUUCCUUAUGCGCCAGUUGAAUGUUUAAGGGUAAAGUAGUAUGUCAAUUUUAUUGCAAAGUUACAUUUAGUAACUUAUCACAAUGCAUCACUGCGAUCACACUUUUAAAUAGUAGUUUUUUUUUUAUAAUAAAUAAAUUGUUGAAUGUAACGCGAAAGCAACUAUAGCACAUACAUACAAUACAAAGUUUAACACGUAGAAUUUGUCUCGUCAAAUCGGGUGCAUGUGAUAAAUGUACAACACUAACUAGCUUUUACAAAAACAAAAAGGUAUGCUAUUUUUAAUAUUAGAGAAUGAUAAUAGAGCAAUGUUAAAUUCAAAUACGUACAUAGUUUAAAUAUUUAUAAUUUUAAAUUGAAAAAACUUUAAUAUAUCACCUAUUCACUGUUAGAAACAACACAUAUGUUGAUAGUUUGAAAUGUGCAAUUUAUAUGACAUACAUAGAUUCUAUCUAUAUUGUUUAAAUAAAACAGAGUCUAUUUUGUGU
Messenger RNA from Ceratitis capitata (Mediterranean fruit fly), 3456 nucleotides. It is a transcript of the gene Hr96, whose product is annotated as nuclear hormone receptor HR96. NCBI's taxonomy places the organism in Eukaryota, Metazoa, Arthropoda, Insecta, Diptera, Tephritidae. Gene Ontology annotation, biological process: cell differentiation; positive regulation of transcription by RNA polymerase II; negative regulation of transcription by RNA polymerase II. The transcript is spliced from 5 exons. Gene Ontology annotation, molecular function: zinc ion binding; nuclear receptor activity; RNA polymerase II cis-regulatory region sequence-specific DNA binding. The record is from RefSeq and is a predicted model, not a curated record. Bases 391 to 2904 code for a protein of 837 amino acids.